AUGGCGAAGACUGAAAAGGAUUUUAUAAAACUAACAUCCGAUCCAUUAGUCCUUCAAAACAUCGUCGAUUUAGUCAAAGAUGACCAAGCUGGAGCCAUUUCAACAUUUUGUGGUACAACUCUAGUCCACUUAGAAUAUGAAUCCUACAUUCCAAUGGCUGAAAAAGAGAUUUCAUCCAUAAUCACUGACGUCAGAACCAAAUGGCAACUCAUGAAAAUAGCAGUUUAUCAUCGAUUAGGCAUAGUUCCGGUUGGGGAAACUAGUGUGAUAAUUGCGGUUUCGAGUGUUCACCGUCAUGAAUCACUUAAGGCUGCUGAAUGGUUAAUUGAUACAUUAAAAGAGAAGGUACCAAUUUGGAAAAAAGAGAUUUAUAAUGAUGGAAGCAGUUGGAAAGAGAAUACGAAGAGUAAAUGUUGUUAA
Dentiscutata erythropus is the source of this 420-nucleotide messenger RNA. NCBI's taxonomy places the organism in Eukaryota, Fungi, Glomeromycota, Glomeromycetes, Diversisporales, Gigasporaceae. The record is from the annotation of a GenBank genome assembly.